CUCUGUAGUUUUACGCCAGUUGGACAUGGGGGGAGGCUUCUACGUCAGUAAGGUUGCUGGGGUGGUGGGCAUUGUGUUUGGUGCAGGGGCAGUGGCCACCAUCAUUGCGUUGGCAGUCGUUUAUUCUCAAGAGGUAGCCAAAAACGAGGCUGUCAGUCCGACUAAUGGAGGUUCUACUGUCAAGCCACAGGUCACCACACCUGUCAUAACCACAACUGCGCCCUCAAAUGAACCAUGGGACAAGUACCGUCUCCCAGACACUCUGAAGCCUGACCACUACAACCUGACCCUGUGGCCUCGACUCACCAUCAACGCACAAGGCCUCUACAUCUUCACAGGGAAAUCCUAUGUGGUCUUCCAAUGUGUGAAGGAGACAGACCUGAUCCUCAUACACUCCAACAAGCUGAACUACACCAAGUGGGAUGAUGGCCAUCUGGCUAAACUGACUGCUCUCGGUAGCACACCCGCACCAACCAUAAAGAAAUCCUGGCUACAGCUAACGACUCAGUUCCUGGUAUUGGAACUGAAUGGCAAGUUAGCUGCAGGAGCAUCCUACCAGCUGGACACAGUGUUUGUUGGGGAGCUGGCUGAUGACUUGGGAGGCUUUUACAGGAGUGUAUAUAUGGAGGAGGGAGAACAAAAAGUUGUUGCAACAACUCAAAUGCAGCCCACAGAUGCCAGGAAAGCCUUCCCCUGUUUUGAUGAGCCUGCAAUGAAAGCCAUCUUCCACAUCACACUCCUUCACCCCCCUGAGACAGUGGCCCUGUCCAACGGCAUGGAGCAUGCUCCUGUUCCAGUCAAUGAGGUGGGGCCCGAGGGGCCCGUGAUUGUUUGGAGGACAUCUUUCGACGAAACAAAGAAAAUGUCAACAUACUUGUUGGCAUUUAUUGUCAGUGACUAUGACUAUAUUAACAGCACAAUAGACAGUGUUCUGAUCCGGAUCUAUGCCCGCAAAAAAGCCAUUGCUGAUGGACAAGGAGAGUACGCCCUCAAUACAACAGGACCAAUCCUGAAAUUCUUCGAAAAAUAUUACAAUGCCACCUACCCUCUGCCAAAGUCAGACCAGAUUGCUUUGCCUGACUUCAAUGCUGGAGCAAUGGAGAACUGGGGACUCAUUACAUACAGAGAAACAGCCCUCUUGUACGACCCUAAGAUGUCCUCCAAUUCAAACAAAGAAAGGAUCGCCACCAUUAUUGCUCAUGAACUGGCCCACAUGUGGUUUGGAAACCUUGUGACACUGAGGUGGUGGAAUGAUCUGUGGCUUAAUGAGGGCUUUGCGUCCUACGUAGAAUAUCUUGGGGCCAAUGACGCAGAGCCUGACUGGAAUGUUAAAGACCUGAUAGUUCUGGGUGAUGUGCACAGGGUGUUUGCAGUAGAUGCUCUGGUCUCAUCUCACCCCCUGUCCUCCAAAGAGGAGGACAUCCAGAAGCCUGAACAAAUCAGUGAACUGUUUGAUGCCAUCUCUUACAGCAAGGGAGCAUCAGUGUUGAGAAUGCUCUCUGAUUUCCUGUCUGAAGAUGUCUUCUCCAAAGGACUCAGCACAUACCUGAACACGUUUGCCUAUGAUAACACAGUGUAUACCAACCUCUGGGAUCACCUCCAAAUGGCAGUAAACUCCACUGGCACUGGUGUGUCACUUCCCACCGGCCAAACUGUGCAUAGCAUCAUGAACCGCUGGGUCCUUCAGAUGGGUUUCCCAGUGGUCACCAUAAACACAGCCACUGGAGAGAUCUCCCAGAAGCACUUCCUUCUGGACCCUGCCACUGCGGGGAGUGCACCACCAUCUGACUUCAAUUAUGAGUGGAUAGUUCCAAUCAGGUGGAUGAAGAAGGGAGUUGUACAGCAACAGACAUGGCUAGAGAACACAAAUGCUAAUAAGCCUGAAAUGAGAGUCACUGGGGACGACUGGAUUCUGGCCAACCUUAACGUCUCUGGAUACUAUAGGGUUAACUAUGAUAACACCAACUGGGAACGUCUCCUUACUGUACUGAACAGCAGUUCUGAGUCUAUUCCAGUUAUCAACAGAGCUCAGUUGGUGGAUGAUGCUUUUAACCUUGCAAGGGCAAAAUAUAUCGACACAACAUUAGCCUUGCGAACAACGAAGUAUCUCAGAAAUGAAAGGGAAUAUAUGCCGUGGGAGUCAGCGCUUGACAACUUGGACUUUUUCUACCUCAUGUUUGAUCGGAGUGAAGUCUAUGGGGAUAUGCAGGCUUACCUAAAAUAUCAAGUAGAACCACUUUUUAAGUACUUCGGGGAUAUCACUGGAAACUGGAGUAAAGUACCCUCUGGACAUAUGGAACAGUACAACCAGGUGAAUGCCAUCAGGGUGGCCUGCAGCACUGGUAUGGAAGAGUGCCAGAUUCUGACUAAAGACUGGUACAGUCAGUGGAUGAAUGACGCUGCAAACAAUCCGAUACACCCCAACUUGAGGACGGCAGUGUACUGCAGUGCUAUUGCUGCAGGGGGGGCUGCGGAGUGGGAAUUUGGUUGGAAGCAGUUCAAGGCUGCCACCAUCGCAAUUGAGGCAGACAAGCUUCGAUCUGCCCUGGCCUGUACCAAGCAGCCCUGGCUACUCAACAAGUACCUGGAAUACACCCUGGAUGCAACCAAAAUUCGCAAGCAGGAUGCCACCUCUACCAUUGUUUACAUUGCAAGCAAUGUGGUGGGCCAGUCUCUGGCCUGGGACUUUAUGAGAGACAGAUGGAGUUACAUCUUUACUCAGUACGGUGGUGGGUCUUUCUCCUUCUCCAAUCUCAUCAAUGGUGUGACCAAGAGGUUCUCAACAGAAUUUGAGCUCAAACAGCUCAAGCAAUUCCAGGCGGACAACUCUGAGGUUGGCUUUGGCUCAGGUACCUUGGCAGUUUCACAGUCCAUUGAGAGGACAACAGCUAACAUCAAAUGGGUGGCAGAGAACAAGGACAGAGUGCAGGCAUGGUUUAAAGGAGAGGCUCCUACAUCAUAAGGGUCACAUGGAGAAACAAACACCUGUCCAUUUACUUAUUUUCUAAGACCUAUCCAAAAGCUAUGUUCCCUGUGUCUCUUUAACAGUUAAGGACAAUUUUGAUUCUAAAGCUAUCCUGCCACUUAAUCAGAAAUACUAUGUAUGAAUUUAAAUAUGCUUUUUCUAGCAAAGACUAAAUACAUUUUGAUACAUGCCUGCAUGCUGAAUAACUUUUUUUUGAAGGUUAUUUUUUAUCAUAGUAUAUUUUGCUUAAGUCAAUACUGUUAAUAUUUGUAGAUAUUUGAAGACAGUAACUGUCUACAAUGCUGAUUUGUUAUAAAACACUGUGGUUUAUUGUUGUGAAAAUAAUACACUUGUUUUACACUGCA
This is a messenger RNA of Coregonus clupeaformis (lake whitefish), 3330 nucleotides long. RefSeq names its product alanyl (membrane) aminopeptidase b (gene anpepb.1). Bases 26 to 2962 code for a protein of 978 amino acids. The transcript has 20 exons. Gene Ontology annotation, cellular component: cytoplasm. Gene Ontology annotation, molecular function: metalloaminopeptidase activity; zinc ion binding; peptide binding. NCBI's taxonomy places the organism in Eukaryota, Metazoa, Chordata, Actinopteri, Salmoniformes, Salmonidae. Gene Ontology annotation, biological process: proteolysis; peptide catabolic process. The record is from RefSeq and is a predicted model, not a curated record.